AGCAGUAGUCGUCGCGCAUCGACUGCAACCGUUAUUGGCAAUAAUAAUCCGAUAGCGUCCAAUAGCAACAAUUCGAAUUGUGGUGGCACAACAGCUGCAGCAAACACCAAUGGCACAAGUGCACCGAAUAAUGAUCAUUAUGUUCCUGGUUCGCCGAUAUUUCGCGAUGAUUGCAAAACCCCGCCGAUAACACCUGCCCCACCAUCGACGCCCAAGAGUCGCGCUAAAGGUGUUGGCGCCAACAACAUACAUGCCAUGACUGUUUCGGUUGCGCAAACAACGCAAGGAGGUUCCACCAUUACCGCCACCACCAAGCCGUGCACCGCUUCCAGCUGUUACGCUUCCACACGCUCGGCCGCCAUGAUGGCACUCGCAUUGGGUCACCGACCGAAAAGUCCUGCUGUAACUAACACAAAACCAACAGCAACUGGAAAAAGUGCGGAGAGAAUCGUCGCAACUAACAGCAAUCACGCGCCGUUAAUUAACCACCAAACCAACACCAAUACCAACAACUCGAACUAUAGCCCUCCACCAGUCGGCAUUCAUAGUAAAUCUCCAAAUACUAAUAAUCAACGCAUCGCUAGCAACAACACCGCUAACAAUCGUCACACCACCGUUGCUGCAGUGGUGCAUAUGAAUGGCGGCACAGGCAUCAAUGCGGGUUUCGGUAGUGGCGGCAGCGCCUCUAGCGGCUCGGACAAUGAUGGCUUCAACACCUCGUCAUCGUCGUCGGCCACAGCGUUGCGUCGGUUGUACUUCAAGAGUGGGCGUAAAUCAAAAAUGAACUCAACGGCUACCACUUCGAUGACCAGUAUACCGUUAAAUGCCAUUUCCACGGCAGCUGCUGCAUUUCACACGUCAAUAAGUGGCGCUUUGCCGCCGAAAGCUGCUGCCGCGGCUGUACCAAAGGUUGUCAUAAUGGGUUCCUCGUCAGCAUCCCUCACCGAUGGCAACAUCAAUACAUCAACGGAUUCGGCUUCGACGCUUGUGACUAGCGUCACACACACAGACACAUCAGAAACAUGCGAUUCACUGGAUUUGGGUGAUAAUUCGGGCCAGAGCGAACCGUUGUUCAGCUCACUGGAAGAACCACUGCUGACCGCCAUACAAAUAGAUUCUGAACAUGAAAAUGGCACCGAACUGGAAUUAACAAGUUGCAGCAUGUACAAUCGACCGGAUAUGAAUGUACAGGAUAGCACUGAGAGUCAAGAGUCGUCACUGUCCAUUCUCACCAUUGAGCCAUCGUCUACCACACCGCUACUUGCCUCGCAUCGUCGGCAACAGAGCAACAAAUGCGGCACGUCCGCACCACCCGCCUCCAAGCUAACAGCCACUACCGGCAGUGCGCCCAGCAACAAUGGCAAAGAACGACUGCCGAAUACUGCACCGGCGCCCAGCAGCGGCACUAAACACUUCACAUUCGAUCCACCAAUAUCACCGAAAUCGGCGCGCACAAGCGAAAAGUCACGCACACACUUCAGUUUCAAGGAACAGCACACACACCAGCCGAUACAGCAGCAGACACGUCGCGGCAGUAAUUGGGAAGAUCAACGCGUGCAUACGACCAAUUUUAUGGAGGAGCGCAGUCCAACAAGUGGACGUCGUGAUAUUUCACCGAAUCGCAGUAAAUAUCGCGCAUAUGCGGCACAACGGCAUGCAGCCGCAGCUGCCGUCGCCCAGGCUUACUAUGAACAACACCAGCUGGCUGACGAUGAGGAGUCCUUGGAGGGCACACGUAGCAAAAAAUCACGUUCGCGCGAAACGAGUGGCAGUACGCGCCAACGUUAUACGGCCGCCGGCAGUGGUGCGGCGACUAGUCCAAAACGCGAACAACGGCGCUCGCCCUCCAGCUCCGCGCCGCCAACCAUGAAAGAGGGGCACUUUUUUGCUAGUAGUGGCGGUAAGCCGAAACAGCUAUCGCCAGCAUCACAACAGCGCAAAUACUCGUCCAGCUCCUCGUCGGGCGGCAGCGAGCGUGGACGCAUCAAAGAUUCCACCAUGUUUCCAUUCGAUCGCGAAGCAAUCGACUAUGAACGCAUACAGCGCGAAUGCUUUGCGGUCGAUGAAAACUCCAGUUCGACAACUACGUCCAGCGACUCAGAUGAUGCUGAACCCUGUUCGGUAUAUGAGCGCAAAAUGUCCGCUCACCAUAUAUCGCCAAGUAAAGCGGGCGAGGCCUUUCAGCAAUACAAGCUUUUGGCGCAGCAAGAACACGGCGGACAACAGCCGGCAGAAGCACAGACCAACGGACCACCGUCGCGCAAGAAUUCGAAACGUAUCCGACCUAGUUCCGUAAUACAUGCGACGAUACGUGAAAGUCAACCAUAUGUACCGCAAACGGAUGCCUUCUAUCCGCAGAAGGUCAAACAACAAUCGCCGGGCGAAUAUGCGACGAUCGCCGGUGGCAGCGGUGUAGGCAGUAGACAACAUUCACCCAAAUCUUACGCUGAGCUAAAUAAGUUCGAGGAGAUUGCCUCGAAAUUCGAGCAGAUUCCACCGAAACAACAACCGCAUGUCAAGCCGUUGGCGGGUGGUAGUCCAUCCGGCAGCAAUAAUAAUGCGUUGAUUGGCAGCACACUGCAGGCGACAAAUGGCAGUAGCAACGGUAAUGGAGGCGGCGGCAACAAUGUUGCGGGUACAGUGGCGCCGACGUCCAGUCCAACCGGGUCAAUGCGCGGCACGAUAUCACCGCCACUGCCAAAUUUACGUGUCGAUUUCUUUGCCGAAUCGCAAAUGAUGCAUCCGCGCAAGCGAUCGUCGAAGAAGAAGCAGUCCGCAGGAAAAACAGGCGCGCCAAAUGCGGCGCACGACCAUUUGGAUGAGAGCCAAAGGGGUGCAGGCAGCGGCAUGGGCGGCGGUAUGCUGCUGACAGCUGGAGGAGCGAUAGGCGUUGGCGCUGGGCCCAUCAACGUCACCUCAAACCCAAUGGAUGUGGCGAUGAAUACACCGCCGCGUGCCACCAUUGUCGUGCAACAACCGUCCUUGAGCUUAGACAACACCGUGGAAACGUUGCUUAUCAAGAACGAAGGUGAUUUCAUCAGCGUCGAACAGGGUAAAGAGACAUUAACGGCAACUGGUGCAACGGCAGCCGGCACAGCGGCGCACGCACGCAAACGCAACUCACAACAGUUGCAGCAUCCACCACAUCAUCCGGCCGCACAUCAUCAACAUACGACUGCCACGCAGCAGCAACAACAGAAACGCGAUGAAAAUAUGCGACAAUUGUUGGAUGUGACGAAUACGUUGACAUUCGAGGAGUUGCGUGAUUUUGAAAUGCGUUAUGGCUCACCACAUCACAGCCGUUCCCAAUCAGUAAAAACACCAGGAAGUCGUGCUUCCGGACGUCCCAAUCAGUUAUGCUUGCCACAACAGCGUUCACGCGUCGCUUCAAUGCCAAAUACUGGCGUCGAGGAAGAGUACUAUAGACUGAGGCAUUUUUCCAUCACCGGCAAAGGUGUAGUGAAUCGCGGUGAUUCGCUCAAGAGUCGACGCAGUCGUUCCAACAACAGCGUAGCCAGCUCCAAUUCGAGCACGGAGCACUUGACUGCCGCCCAAAUACCAGCGCCGAAUUCGGCGCGCACAUCCGCCACCUGCAGCUUGGCGUCCAGCCGUGAGAGCAGCACUUCAAAUCCAGGCAGUGGUCCAUACAGAGUCCUCAUGCUCGGCGGACCGGCUGUUGGUAAAAGCUCGUUGGUUUCACAGUUUAUGACCUCGGAGUAUUUGCAUGCCUACGAUACAAGUAUUGAUCUAAGUCAACCACCUUUUUCCGCAUCUUUAGCAGGCCCAUGCGAGAUACGCAUAGAAAUCGAAAAACCCGCAGACGAUGAUGAAUCUGGUGAAAAAUCCGUCUCAGUAUUACUCAGCGGCGAGGAGUCCGAAUUGAUUUUCAUUGAUCAUGCAUAUACAGAAAUGAAUCCUGAUGAUUGCCUAUCCAGUUAUGAUCCGCACGGUUAUUGUGUCAUUUAUUCGGCUGCUGACCGUAGCAGUUUCACUGUGGCCGAACAUGUACUGCAAGUUUUGUGGACCAAUCAAAAUAUCGCACAAAAAGCUGUCAUUUUAGUGGCGAACAAAGCCGAUUUGGCGCGGAGUCGGCUGGUGACAUCCGAUGAGGGCAAAGCCAUGGCCACCGCCUAUGAUUGUAAAUUCAUCGAAACCUCGGUGGGCAUUAAUCACAAUGUCGAUGAGCUGUUGGUCGGUUUGUUGUCGCAGAUACGUUUGAAAUUGGAAAAUCCGGAAAAAUCAAGGGAUCUGUUCCGUAAACGUUCGAUACGUAAGUCGAAGCGUCGCGCCUGUUCACCGCUCGGUGGCGCCUGUCUCACCGGUGGCACUAACCCCAACACUCCGUUGGGACCAAUGAAUAAUGUCAUUUCCGAUGUGAAUACACCGCCUGGCAGUGCACAAAGCAGCCCCCGCAAAUACCGUGGCUCCCGCACAUCGACCAGCCUAAAGGUGAAAGGUCUCUUGGGACGUGUCUGGGCGCGAGACUCCAAAUCGAAGAGUUGCGAGAAUCUGCAUGUUUUGUAAGCAGUCAACGCGCCUGUUCUAUUCGUCCGCUCAAACGUGCCGCGCUACGCGUGAAUGCUGCGUGAAUGUGUUGUUGUUGUCUUACAAAUGUAUAAAAGUGAAUUAUAGUAGGUGCGUGCGUCAAGAGUCGGAGGAACUAAAAAUUACUGAAAAUUGUUGAACAAAAGUAAACAAACAAACAUAUUUACAAUUUUGCGAGCAGUCGCUAGACACACAUACAUACAUACCCAGCAAAAGUACUGCAAAUUAUAAGAAAUUAAGUGAUAAGUGUGAGGAAAAAGUUAACGGAAACCGUAUGCGAGUAAAUCAUGAAAGAAGUAAGCGUAUGUUUCAUUUUUAAUUUUUUUAUUGUUUUUUUUUUUUGUAAAUAGUAGUAAUUAUAUACUUAUUGUAAUUAAAUUAAGUAAAUUUGUCAGCAAUUAUUGUAUUAUGUCUGUAUUUUUCACGAGUAGUAUUGAGAAUUGUAAUCGAAGAAAGGUAAUUACUAAUCACGUGUUUACACCACACACUAUACAUAUACAUAUGCAUACAUACAAACACGAAGAAAGCAUAAGUAAUCGUAGUUAUAUAUUUACAUUUGUAAUCGCGGAGUAAUUUGUAUUUUUAGUUUGUGAUUUUUGUAAUUUUGUUUACUGAAAUUUUUAAUUGUAUUAUUUUAGUAUUUAACUACAUGCAAAUAUUUAUAUACCUAUGUUGAUUGUAACUGUUUUUAAUAUAAAAAAUAUAUACUGAAUAUUGGUACUUGAAAAUUACUUCGAUUUUUUA
Molecule: messenger RNA, 5289 nt
Organism: Bactrocera dorsalis (oriental fruit fly)
Lineage: Eukaryota; Metazoa; Arthropoda; Insecta; Diptera; Tephritidae
Exons: 17
Coding region: 256-4524 (1422 amino acids)
Cellular component (GO): plasma membrane
Molecular function (GO): calcium channel regulator activity; GTP binding; GTPase activity
Source: RefSeq, a predicted model, not a curated record